AUUUGCAGUGGCUUACACCUUUCUGUCACCCGUGAGAGUGAAGUGGAGUCUGGUGCGGGUAGGGAGGGAGCAGAGAGGGCGGGAUAGAGAGAGAGAAGACUGUGCGCGUUCAGGCAGGACAGGAGGGCGCGCGGGACAUCAGUACACCGGCCGGGUCAAGAAGCAAGGAUGGAUAUCCGACCAGACAGGUUUAAGGCGGUCGCGGCCAAAACUCUGGGGAAAAUUCACAGGCUGAUUGAGAAGCAGCAGCCCAAUGGAGAAACCAUUGAAUUAUCAGCAGAGGGGCGUCCUGAGCUGGUGGAGGAGAAGGAGCUGCCGGUGGUGGACUGUACCUGCUUUGGCUUGCCGAGGAGGUACAUCAUCGCCAUCCUGUCUGGCCUGGGUUUCUGCAUUUCUUUUGGCAUCCGGUGCAACCUGGGUGUGGCCAUUGUAAGCAUGGUGAAUGACCACACUGUCUACAAAGGCAACAAGGAAGUACUUGUGGCUGCACAGUUCACCUGGGACCCUGAGACAGUUGGUAUGAUUCAUGGCUCCUUCUUCUGGGGCUAUAUCGUCACACAGAUCCCGGGUGGCUUUAUAUGUCGAAAAUUUGCAGCCAACAGAGUGUUUGGCUUUGCUAUAGUGGCCACAUCCACCCUCAACAUGCUGAUUCCAUCCGCUGCUCGCUGCCAUUACAGCUGCGUCAUACUGGUCAGGAUAUGCCAGGGCCUUGUUGAGGGUGUAUCAUACCCAGCAUGCCACGGGAUCUGGGCCAAGUGGGCGCCUCCUCUUGAGAGAAGUCGAUUAGCCACAACAGCCUUUUGUGGAUCCUAUGCAGGGGCAGUGGUGGCCAUGCCUUUAGCUGGAAUACUGGUGCAAUACACUGGAUGGUCUUCAGUAUUCUAUGUUUAUGGCAGCUUUGGGAUAUUCUGGUAUUUGUUCUGGAUUCUGGUUUCGUAUGAGAGUCCAGCCGCUCAUCCCACUAUUACACCAGAGGAGAGGAAGUACAUUGAAGAGGCAAUCGGAGAGUCUGCAACAUUUCUUAAUCCUCUGCAUAAAUUUAAAACACCUUGGAAACACUUCUUCACCUCCAUGCCAGUCUACGCCAUCAUUGUGGCCAACUUCUGCAGGAGCUGGACCUUCUACCUGCUGCUCAUCAGCCAGCCGGCCUACUUUGAAGAAGUAUUUGGCUUUGAGAUCAGCAAGGUGGGCAUGGUGUCAGCUUUGCCCCAUCUGGUGAUGACAAUAGUCGUGCCUAUUGGAGGCCAGUUGGCAGACUACCUGAGAACACACAAUCUGAUGACAACCACCAACGUCAGGAAGCUCAUGAACUGUGGAGGUUUUGGGAUGGAGGCCACCCUCCUGCUGGUGGUGGGAUACUCUCACACAAAAGGUGUUGCCAUUUCCUUCCUGGUCCUCGCUGUGGGUUUCAGUGGAUUUGCUAUCUCAGGGUUUAAUGUCAAUCACUUGGAUAUUGCCCCUCGAUAUGCCAGCAUACUGAUGGGCAUCUCAAACGGGGUAGGAACAUUAUCUGGAAUGGUGUGUCCCCUCAUAGUGGGAGCCAUGACCAAACACAAGACACGUGAAGAGUGGCAGGGUGUCUUCCUAAUAGCUUCACUCGUACAUUACGGCGGAGUGAUUUUCUAUGGAAUCUUUGCAUCAGGAGAAAAGCAGCCUUGGGCAGAUAUAGAGGACACAAGUGAGGAGAAGUGUGGUAUUAUCGAUGAGGAUGAACUGGCCAAUGAAACAGAGGAGCUCUACCGCGGAGGCGGGCAGUACGGGGCCAUGAACCAACCAGUUGUUGGUUCUAAUGGAGGAGGGACUGGCGGAGGAGGAUCCGGGUCUGGAUGGGUGUCGGACUGGGAUAAGUCUGAGGAGUAUGUCCAGCCGCCUGGACACAACUCGUACAAAUACGGGGGAAAAGAAGAGAAGGAGCUGACAUAGAAGAUCAAAAUGAUACAAGUUUAAAAAGAAAAUUUGAAAAAAAAAGAUAAAGAAAAGAGGAAGAUUGAUUUUGGAUAGGGGUUUGUAAGAGAGUCACUGCUUUACUGAAUGGACCCGCUGUGUGCUUUUGUACAAUAUUUUCAACUGCACAUAUCAAAAGUAUGCAUCUGAUUAAUUUCUGUGUGUGUGUGUGUGUGUGUGUGUGUGUGUGUGUGUGUGUGUACGUGCAUGUGUGCAUGUGUGUGCGUGUGUGUGUGUGUGUGUGUGCGUGUGUGUGCGUGCAUUGUUUGCAAACACAUACAAUUCAACAGCAUUCAACAACUGAACUCAGAUACCAGACUUCCUUGCUGCUCCUGAGCUCGUUGUGAUUGGUCAAGAAUUCUGUUUCCACAAAAUGCCGUAGUUGGCUUUUUGCCUACUCUCACAAGCCACUGGCAUUUUGUUGUAUUUAAAAUGUUAUGUGUAAGCCACACAUUUACUUUUCUAGCUGAGAAAGCACCUUUCGGGCCUCAGUUUUGAAACAUAAAACUUUUGAGCUUACAACAUUGUCCAAAUUAUUAAAUAAAAAACGUGAUGCCACUAGUGUCGAUUGCUUAAACUUUCUAGUCUAUAAUACUCCCAAGGCCAUCAGCCUCAAUAGAAUUCAUAUUGAGCAUAUGAUUUUAAAAAAUCAAUACACAAACUAAAAGCUAAUGUGUUUUUAUGAUUGAGGCCCCGUGUGGCCUUCUUGUCUGGACACUGGUGAUACAUCCACUUAAUUUCUUUCUUUGCAACAUUAUUUUUCAACAGCACUGCAUAACUAUAGUAUGCAUGCACAUGCCGACUACUUUUAAACUGUUAAAUCAAGAAGAAAAAAUGUGCGUAGGUGUUGUAUCUGUCUGUGUUUGUGUGUGUGAAGCUGUACAGCUUUUGUUACAACAGGCCCCCUUUAUGUGUGUGCAUUUCAUUGUGCAAAGGUGUGUGUUUGAGGUUGCAUUUGGUGUCGAGAUGAAUGUCACCUGGGUCUGACCUAACUAGGUCACGUCCAGCCAGGCUUAUGGUCACAUUUGUGACUUUCCAUUUGGCGUGUACGCUCCCGUUAGAUAGGUGGCCCAGAAUGACAAGUAGAGUGUGAUAGCUGCUUAACUGAUCCACUGCGUAACCAGCGAGGAACAACAGUUAUAAUAUUCCCAGGCAUCACAGCACGUGCUGCCUCUGUUUCUGCCUUGUUCUGUGUCUUUGUGGCUGCUCUCUGUUUCCAUGUCUUUAGUAUCUACAUUUUUGUCAUGUUUGAGGUGGUGGGUGAGACCGUCUAACGUGUCGUGUGUGUGUGUGUGUUGUGUGUGGUGUGUGGGUGUGUGUGUGGUGUGUGUGUGUGUGUGGUUGUGGUGUGGUGGUGUGUGGUGGUGCGUGCUUGUGUGUGUGCGUCCGUUGUGUUAGGUGCAGGUGCUGAAACAUUGGUGGUGGAGCAUGAUUUAAUGCGACAUUAGUGUAGUACCCCACCAUCCCUCUUUCUUUUGCCACACACACCACACACAAACACACACACACACACACACACACACACACACACACACACACACGCGCACACGCACGCGCGCACACACACACACACACACACACACACACACAGGGUGCUAAUUUCAUGCAAGCACAGUCAAGUGCAGUGUGCAGAGGGAGUGGUUUUUAGUACACUUUUAGUAUUCACAUGGCUGUAAAGCACCCAUGGAAACAGGGUGAUAUUGGGAAGUAUGAUUAAACAUUGUCAGAGGAUGUGUUAAGGUUUGGUUACAAUCAUGGCCAAUCCACUCCUAUCAAGCCCUUUAAAAGUAGCUCCUUCUCCACUGUGACAUACUGACUGCUGGGUAAUGGAGUAGGGAAUUCAGAAGUUCUUUUCCUUAGAAGACACCAACAUGCUUAUACAGGAAAGGAACUGUCAUAUUAAACAAAUUGCACAGUACAACUCGGCGCUUGCACACUUAGCCAACAUACAUUAAACAUGUUCAUGCACACACAAACACAAAAAAACGUCUGCCCUCUGUGUGACGUCACAAGUCAUGCCAACACACAAUGUUUUUUUUUUUUUUAAUUUAAAGUACAUUUGCAGGCGGCUCUUUUUCAGAUUAAGAAUCUAAUUUUGUGUACCUUAUAGAGAGUUUGUGAAUUGAGCUCACUUUUGUGAGAAGAAAUACACUACUGGAUUGUUAAAAUAAUUGUAUUUGAUUAAACUGAGGGUUUAAUGGUAAAAUGUGUUGGUAUGUCAAUAAAUUAUUUGAAAAAGUGAAUAAGGCAAAUUUUGUUUUGAAUGAAAUGUCUAAAAGACGUGAAUGAUCAUUCCUGUAUAGAAUUUUAUUUUCAAGUGUUGUAUUGGUGUGUUUUUAAUCAAGUUUCUCUUUGUCUCAUUUAUGGCCAGUCCAAUGUUGUCCUCCUCCUUCUUAAUGAAAUGUGUGGUGGGAACCAGUUAAAAAAGAAAAAAAGAAAAUGAUCAUAAUGCAAAAAUGUGCAAAAAUAUUCUAUGUAUAAAAGAUGUAUAUGUGAGAUAUCCUUGUCUAUAAUAAAAUGUAAGCAAUUUGA
This is a messenger RNA of Etheostoma spectabile (orangethroat darter), 4476 nucleotides long. It is a transcript of the gene slc17a7a, whose product is annotated as solute carrier family 17 member 7a. The record is from RefSeq and is a predicted model, not a curated record. The transcript has 13 exons. Gene Ontology annotation, cellular component: excitatory synapse; synaptic vesicle membrane. Gene Ontology annotation, molecular function: L-glutamate transmembrane transporter activity; neurotransmitter transmembrane transporter activity. Gene Ontology annotation, biological process: transmembrane transport; regulation of synapse structure or activity; synaptic transmission, glutamatergic. Bases 169 to 1923 code for a protein of 584 amino acids. NCBI's taxonomy places the organism in Eukaryota, Metazoa, Chordata, Actinopteri, Perciformes, Percidae.